GUCAUGAGCUGCUGCCGCUUGGACCUGUAGGAAGCAGCUGGCGCAGCAGUCCUCUGUGUUGAGUCAACGUUGCAUCUGCGGGGCUGAGGCAGCGGCGGCGGCGGCGGCGGCAUCACUGGACUCAGACGAGAUGACAUAGCGACCGGGCGAGCCUGUGUCACCUGAACCGCUGGAUCGAACCGUGCUGAUAUUAUUUCUUCACCAGUUAGCAGUGUCUUAAUUCGCUGUCCAGCGGCAUCUCGGGCUGCUUACCAAUGCUCUCAGCGAGCUCUCCUCUCAUAGAUGUCGAUCUAAGUUGCUGCAAGCUAGCGUUAGCUCGCUGCUGCUAUCCUUCAGACAUCGAAGUGGCCACAUAAACAUGCGGAUCGUCGAGGCUGACACCCCCGGGACAUCUCUAACAUUAAACGCUGCCUGCAGGACACGAGUUUCGACUGGCCGCUGACCGGACUCUGCAAAGUCUCUGUGUAAAUGCCACUCAGGAUUUUCUAUUUAUUCCACACAUGUGCAAACUCCUGUCUGUUAGCCUGUUAGCCUCAAAGGGUCGGUAAGCUAGCGUUGAGGCUACUGCUAAGUGCUACAAACAAAUAACAAGCUAACACAAGAGUUUAAUGUCAGUGUAACGUUAACAUGAAUGUCUGGCAAACCGUGGAUAGCUGUUUAGUAAGUUAUUAGUUAUGCUGUAUAAGAGGCCACCAUCUCGCUAACUAUCCUUAUUUAAGUGUGGUCACAUCGACAUUUCAUGGAUGCUAACGGUUUUAGCGUCAUUGUUAGCCGGUGUUGUGCCGUAGAAUGCAUCCCCGCUGUAGUAUGCACCCCCUGACGGGAGCGCGGUUGAAAGUACAUAACAAGGCGAAAUAAUACAAGUUUUCCUUACUAUUGGGUGGAUUCAAAAGCGUGUACCUUUAACGAUUUCAUUCAGGCUAUUCAGAUAAGACAAAAACAAUCGCCCUCUGUCCCGAAAAUAUUAUUUCCUCUACAUUGACAGCUUACUGUACAGUUUGUAUACCCAAGUACACAUCUAUAUAUGCAUUUUUCAGACACAUAAACAAAACGAAAUUCUGCUGCUCCAUUUAACAUCUUGUCCUUAUCAAAUACGCGUGUUUUUUUUUUAAAUAUUAGAUCAUUUCCUUCCACUUUAAGAAGCUAACGAGUGGCUGGGAUGCAGGGGGUGCGUUAUAUGGCAGGGAUACAUUUCACGGCACAACACUAGCGGUUGAACGCCGCAGACGGUCGGUCAUGCUUUCCUAGGCGAGGGGUGACAUGUACUGCGACCAGCAUUGUCUGUUCAUUUACUACACUCUGGUGACCCAGUUUUCCAGCUUACGAGUCAUCCUGACAAUAAAGCCACUUGAAUUGUGUAACUUUUGACCAGCUGGCGUUAAUUUUAGCAUAACUAGCAGGUUGAACGUUAUUUAAUCUGCAGCGCUGGAUAUGUAAGCGCCAAUUCACUCCAAGUUUAUGUGAUAUAUGUGCUCACAGAAGAGCACGAUUAAGACAAAAAAGCUCAGGAAUACAUGUAGAAAAGGAUUCGCUGUUUUUAAUGCUUGACUAUUUAGCCCAUAGUGUUAACCAACAUGUCAACCAAAGGCCGGUCUCGUUUGAGGUACUUGGUGUGCUACCUGUCAAGCUCGACCCGUAAAUCGUUUGUCAGACAGGUAACAUUGGCAAACGUUAAUGUCAGGGUCUGUGAGCUCCAGCAGCCGUGCCUGUGUCAAUAGUUUCGACGUUCAGGAUUUUAAAAAUAGCGCAAUGCGUAUUUUGCUAAUGGACUUCAACUUUUUAAUGAGUCAGCUAGUGUAGUGUAAGCAAACUGCUAAACCGCAUGGAACUAGCACAUGGUUGCCCCAGGAAUUAAUGUGAAUAACGCGUUUCAAUGUCAUCAGAUGGACAGGGCAGCAUGCUGCACAAAGGGGCCUUCUGUCUGUACUCAGCAUUUAUAUAGUCCCCAUGCACCGUCCAUUCCCCGAUAUUGCAAACCUGUUUUCCAACUCGUGUCCAUCACCCCCUCCCGUAUUGCUCUUAUUUUUAUUGUGAAUCUGGCAAGACGUCCCAGAGACCUUUUGGACCUGAAGUCCAGCAUUGAUCCGUACAGUAUGUUGGACUUUGAUAGUCUGCAUUGUUUGUAAUCACAGUCAAUGCAGCCAAAUGCAUACAUGUGGGAGUUGCUACAAGUCAGAGAGAUCAAUACAGACUGUUGCUUCACUGAUUCUUGUUUUUUUGUUCUUUUUCAGAGAGGAGAAAGAGAGACGGAUCUCAAGGACCAGAUUGCCUACUGAACUUUUCGCCUCAGAUCACCAGGGACCAUGCUGACCAUCCUAGCUGCUGGGUCUGUGUUCUUUCCAGGCCUUUUCCUUCUGUCCAAACAAUGCCUGAAGACGAUCCCAGCACUGAGGUGGAGCGAAGGAGAUGCAGUCAUUGUAUCUGCCAGGUAUUGUUUUUUUAAGGUGUUUUUGAGUGAGCAAAUUGUGCACAUUACACUUUCUCUGUGGCAACAGCAACCUCCCAAAAGUUCUUGUACCGUCCAAGUAGUUUUGGACUGAAGCUUGCACGUAGUUUUUUUCUUUGACUCGAGAAUGAAAUGUUGUUGCUGCAUUCGUAAUGUGUUUUUCCCUUGUGCUUUUAGAUGUAUUGCUCCUGCGUAAAAGCAUAUGGGGACUUACCAUUUGUUACAUAGACAGUUUAAACCUCUCGCCACACGGCCUAUUAAGAAAUGCAUUAUUUGCUGUUUACUUGUUAUUCUCUGCUGUCAGGUUGGUGUCAUCAGUUCAAGCAGUCAUGGCUUCCUCAGCUGGUUACAUCAUAGCUUCUUCCUGCGAGGACAUAAUAGAGGACCAGUAAGUUUAAAAAAAUCCUAUUAAAAUGCAUUAUUUCAACAUUAGACACAAAAUGUAAACAAGAAAUCCAUAACCCCUGUUCUAUAAGAGUCCAGACAUUGUGCACAUUGUCAAUGAAACUAAUUUUGAUGGUCUGCAAAUCAUUAAAAUCCUAGACUGAGUUGAAAGUAGUGGAAUGACAAAAAAAAUUAAAUGUUGAAACUGAUAUGCUCAUUUGAAAUGUUGAUACCAGUAACAAGUUUCAUCUUGGACAGGGACAUGAAAUCUUCAAAACAGUUGUGUAAUGCUUAAAAAAAUACCAGGAGGAACAUCUCCAUACAGAAGAGACAAAGCUGAUAACUGUUACCACAUGACUGUGAAUUUCAGACCCCCAGGUGGCACUGCACCAAAAAGACAUAACUCUGAAUGUGGAAAUCACUGCAUGGGCUCAGUCAUAUCUAAAAGCUGUCUGUAAACCCAGUGUGCUGCUGCAUCUACAUGUGCAGGUUAAGUCUGUAUUUGCAAAGAGGAAACGUGUAAAAUCAAAAUCCUCUGCUCUGAACCGAGGGUAUGGAACCCUAAUGAAAUAGUAAUGCAUGAGUGCCUAUGGCAUGGCUAGUUUGCACACUUGGGAAGGCACCACUGAUGCUGAACAUCAUAAACAGGUUCUGGAGGAACAUAUGCUGCCCUCCAGACAAUGGCUUUUUUUAGGGGAGACCUUACAUACUGCAGCAAGAAGAUGCCAAACAUCAUUUUACAAUUAUUACUACAGCAUGGCACCAUAUUUGAAUGAAAAUGUAUAUUUUCAUCAAACAAAUUUUCUGUUUGAACAUUAUGUAUAUUGUUUCUGCACUAUUUUCAUUUAACUAUAAGCUUUAAAUGAUUUGCAAACCAUCAGAUUCUAAUAUCAGGGUUUUACUCUCAUCUACUGUGGUGUAACCACAAUCUUCAUUCUCUGGAAAGUAUCUGCAGUUUAAGGUGUUAUGUAUGUGAGCAGUUUUUUAGUUUAUCUGUUCUUGCCAUUUCAUCUUCAGUACUUCAGAUUGUUUUCAGUUCAGUUGAGAUUGGUUCCAUUGAGUUUUCUAGGAUUGUGUUGAAGAAAAGUCAUUCCCAUUUCAGGCGUGAUAGCUGCUCUUUCUUUUAGAUUAGAGAUUCGAUUCCAUCUGUGGGCCUCACUUUAAAAAUAAUGCUCUUCUCCCCUCCUACCCAGGCAUUGGCUGACAAGCACUUACAUCAUGUUUGCCGUUCCCUACUUCGUCUACGACAUCUACGCAAUGUUCAUGUGCUACUGGUACAAGCUACGGGUCAAAGGGCAUGAGGAGGCCUCGGCAGCGCCCCAACAUAUGAGCUCAGCACUGACCAGCUACUUGCGUCGCGAGUUCCUCAUGGUGCUGCACCAUGUUGUCAUGGUCACCGUCUGCUUCCCCGUCUCUGUGGUAACUUUCACUUCCUUCUUUUUCUGUGGGACUGAAGUUUUAGGGGGAAAAGGAAAGCCUUGGUUAUGGAAAUGAAACUACCCACUCUGUGCUGGUAUACUAUUGUAUAGUUUGUUCAAUGCUGCUAAAAAUCUCUGGGUUAGAUAAAGAAUUGAUAAUACUGUGACCCCUGUAUUUGCAGUUUUCUAGAAAUAUUUUGUUGCUACUAAUGCAUUGCAGUGGAAUCACACUUUUUCAAAACAUGACACAAACCAGAAGUCACUGGAGCUUUAAGAUAUUAGUUGUUAGGAAAUUUCUGCCACAAUUAAACAAAGAGUAUCCAAACUAAUGCCUUUUUUCUGAUCAGUCCACCUGCAGUUACAGUUACAAGUUUAGACUCACAGUUUUUAUCUGUCCUUGCACUGCUCAACAAGCUAUGUGUGCUGUGCAUUAUAUAUGCGAUGUAAUCUCAGAUUUGCGAAAUAAAAAAAAGAAGAUAAAAUUUGAUCGCAGAGACAUCUCAAGGUCUCGUUUUACCAUAUAUCCAGACUACUCAUAAAAGUAUUAAAGAGCCAAGCACAUGUUUGGAGAAAUAGGAAUUAAGCCUUAAAAAGCUUUCUUUGCCAGCUCCAGCUAAUCAUUUAAUUACAGAGGGGUAUUUACUGAAAAUCUUUCUUAAUGACCACAUAAGAACAAGCUGUAAUUACACUCUAGAUGGUUAAUCAACCUCUUUUCCUUUCUCUAGUUUUGGCGACAAGGAAAGGGAGAUUAUUUCCAAGGUAUAAUGUUCAUGGCGGAGCUCAGCACUCCAUCCGUCUGCUUAGGAAAAAUUCUCAUCCAGGUGAGUGUCUAGGUUCAGCUUCCAGAGGACCGGAGUGCAUCGCUGCAUGUGCAUCUGUCACACUAAAAUUCUUCUGCACUCUUCACUUCUCUUUUUUCCCUUCACCUUCUCACUCAAUGGGAAAAAUAUUUCUGGUCACUCCCAGCAUGCGGCUUGUUCAUGCCCAUCGGCUGUAUCUCACAUGAGCAGCACUGUCAGACACAUCACUCAUUAAGUUGGUAACACUGCUUGCUUGAUAGGUAGAAGAUGCAGCCCCCUCCGUUUUUGUUGUGGUGUUGUGUUCGGUGUGUCAGUGUCGAGGUUAAGGUUGCCCCUUCCUUGCUUUCUGCUCGUCUCCCCUUCUGAGGCUCCCACAGCUGUUAGUCUCUCAAUAUAGCCCUUUAGUAUUUAGAUGGGAUAUUCUGCAGAUACAAUAUCAGCUUGUCCCCCCCCACUCUCAAUCACUCAGCACCCUGCCUGUCCCUGACAACAGUGCAUGUUGCCGUUUGAUAAACAAUAGCAGGCUAAUAGCUGUGGCUUUGUAAACCUGUGGAAUAGUCGGUAAUAAAUGUGCAAUAAAAACAUCAGUAUUUAUUGAGGAGAUGCCAUGGAGGUAAAGGGGAGGAAAGAAGAGAAUAGUAAUGAGGUGAACCUCUAGAGAAACGCAGGCAGGCUUGUUGUGUUAUCUCACUGGAGCAGGUUGGCCAUAGCAGAUAAAAGUUGUCACUGGCUGAAAACCAAGAAGACCACUGAGCACCAGGGCCUCAACCAGCUGCAUGACAUAUUGUGCUCUCCAUCAUCACUCAGUCUGUUCAUGCAGAUAUUAUUAGCAAAUAUAACAAUAUUAGUAUUAACAAUGUAACAAUGUAGGUAAGAUUAACUUCGUCAGCUCUCACCAAACUGUACUGCUUGCUUUUCUUCCUCCCUCACUCUGGACCUCUCCCUCUGUUUUUUUCCGCUCUCAGUACAAACAGCAACACACUCUCCUGCACAAAGUGAAUGGGGCUCUAAUGCUGAUCACUUUUUUCAUCUGUCGAGUCCUCCUCUUCCCUUACCUCUACUACGUCUAUGGAAGGUAUGUCUGUCUUUCCAUCUCUGUUUUUCUCAUGUUCUGCUGUCUCGCUGAGCUUGGGUCGGCAACUUGCACAUGAUUUUUAUCUUAAUGGAUAUUUGGCUCGCAACACUUUUUUUUACAACCCGAUGUGUCUCCUCCUUUUGGAUCUAGGUACGCGUCCAUUCCCUUCCACAUGGUUCCCCUAUCGGUGCCGUGGCACUGCAACCUCGGUGCCGCCCUGCUCAUGGCCCCUCAGCUCUAUUGGUUCUCCCUCAUUUGCAGGGGUGCCCUGCGACUGUUCACAGGUUCCUCCCGCUCUCAGAGACCGCGCUCCAGCACAGCUGCAGCUAAGGAGCGCCAGACAGAAAGCAAUGCGCUGCCGCAGCCCGCCAAUGGCUACAGCGCACGCUCCACAGAGUCCGACCUGGCCACCCACUGAGGAGGGUGUAGGGGGAGGGUGGGGAGGGAAGGAAGGCGAAUGUACCAAUGAGUAUGUAAAGAAAGGAAAGCUUUGAGGGAAAAAAAGAGACUUGAAACAAGUAGCAAUAUGAAGAAAGCUACAGACAAUGGCCUCAAACAGCGCCGAAGUUUUUGCGGCCAGCAGUCAAACUCUAAACGCCAAAUGUUUGCUUGCUGGCCUUCAAGCACUUCAGCUUCUCAGUUUGUAUGAAGCGUGUGGGGUGUUAAGCGCACUCAGUAUUUAAAGAUGUCAUCCGGCACUGUGACAGAUAGGAACAUGCACUGACCUGAGAGGAAUUUGCCUGGAUGUAUAGCAAGCAUAGGUGGCUAUUUCCCUCAUGUAGAUCAAAUUCAGUCCUCUCUGCCUCACUGUACAGGAAGAGCAGGAAAAUAGGAAUGUAUUAUAUUGUAUGUUAGUACAUUUGCUGUAGAUGGAAGGCCUGAUUCAGUUUAGUAAUGAAGAGGACCUUCAAAAAAGAAAAAAAUCCCGGCUAAGCAGUAUUUUGACUUGUUAGUGUUUAUUAUCUGUAUCCUCUAUGUAGUCACUGUCACUCUAACAAAAUGUAACCAACCUGCAGACUGACUCACCUUUUUAGAAGGGAGAUAAUUUCACAAGACUGUAUUCUGCUGCCUUAUCCCUUUUUCUCCCAUUCCUCACACUUUCUUUACAUUUUGAGUUAUUUAUAACCUCUGCAAAGAAGAAAGAGGCUCCCUCAGACGGACAAAUGUGACAGGUGUACAUAGCCAAUGUAAAAUUGUCCUCAUUUCCACUUCAGUAUUAGGUCGACGUUGUUUUUGUUAUUUUUGUCUAAUUUCUGCCGCACAUUUUUCAUCAACAUCUUAGCAGUGAACGAAACAUUUUAGGUUUACCUCUCAGUGUAUGCCGACUCCUCCUCAGACCUCCCGACAUCCACUUAUUGUUUCAGUGUAGAUACGACUCCAUUCCAUUUAUUACUAUUACAAAGUGUUUUUUGGCAUUUUGCAAUCAUGGAAGUGAUGCACAGCAGCACUCGCUUUCAAAGUGAUGUCUUUUGGUUCAUUUUGUUGCUUGUGUAAAUCGCAGGACAUUCAUUCGAUUGGCUUGACUAAGGGAUCCAUGAGAUUGGAAUAUUUCUAGCUUUGUUAGGAGCCUCCUAAGUUUGAAGGGAAACAAAACAAUCCAGGGAAGCGUUCCCAUGUGAUUGACAUGCAGCACGUGUCCAUGAUUUCUACAUGUCUUUUAACCACUCCUGAGUUCAUGAAUCAUUUUAGCGUUUUACAUUUUAUGGUUUGCUUUUGAUCAUUGAGCCGUAUUUAUUUGAGCCACUGGUUCUAUGAACCUUUUAUGAACAAACUACUUAGUUUUUUUUUUUUUCCGUUUUUCUUGUUUAAAGCAGCUUCAGUAUCCUGAUAAUGGGUCUAGAAAAAAAAAAGAAAACAAAGCUCAGAAACCAUUAAGACAGGGCAGUGUGUGCCAAAAAACCAUAUGGUCAACUGUGGGCAUGUUGAACACAGAGUAUCCAUUCCCCUGUUCCAUGAACUCAUAAGGUACUGCUUCUUGACAAUACUAAAACAUUUCAACUGAUGUACUGUAUAUUCCACAAAAUGCUCGUUAUUUAUUUGUAAGUAUUUAUUUAUUUAUUUAUUUGGGUUGUGGUUUUGAAUGCAUAUUUAUGCAUACAUAUUAUACUAUAUGCUUCUGAGCCUUAUGUGAAGGCUGUAUUGUUACUCAAACUUAGCUAAAAUAUACUUCUCUGUCCUGAGUCUGCCUUGAGUGUUUUUUUUUCCUGUGUUGAAAACAAAUUUCAUGAAGUACACCAUGUUACUUUUAAGUUCACUGCUAUAAGCCGCUAGAUGGCGCCAGACCAGCACUUCAUAUAUUAGCAGUUUCAAGUAUUCAAAAGCGGACUAAUCUUUGCCUAACAGAGGUAAAACUUUAUGAUGUGACUUAAGAUUUUUAGUGCUCAUCCUGCACACUAAUAAAUAGACCUGUUACGACUAUCCAGGGUUUAAAAUGUUUAUUGUCAAUAUACAAAACACAUUAAAAAAAACAUGUAAAA
Molecule: messenger RNA, 8600 nt
Organism: Xyrichtys novacula (pearly razorfish)
Lineage: Eukaryota; Metazoa; Chordata; Actinopteri; Labriformes; Labridae
Source: the annotation of a GenBank genome assembly